GGAUCUUUCUCCUUCUCCUUCUCCUUCUUCUUCUUCUUCUUCUUCUUCUUACUCUGUUUUCUCUUUAAUUCCUUCCAAAAGUUUCAUUCAACUCAACUUUUCAUCGUUCAUACGAUUCGUAAUCUUCACUACUUUCAGGCUCUUUUUGCAUGGGGUUUCCUUUUUCUCUCCCACGAAUCUUCUCAAUCUAACUCACACGAUAUCCAUUUCACUAAUUUCACUCUCCCACUUCUCUCUCUCUCUUUCAUAUAUAUACACUUUUUUUGGGUGGGAAAACAGAAGGGUAUUGGAGGAAUUGGGAGUGGCGGUGGUGGUGGUGGUGGCGGAGAUGGAGAUUGAGGCGAGCAAGUCGACGGGGAAUGGGGCGGUGGGGAUUGGGUUGAGUCCUUUGAGUGAGACGCUAUGGCGAGAGAAGACGAAUACGGAGAUUGUUGGGGAUGUUUCAGCGAGAUUGACAUGGAAGGAUCUGACGGUGAUGGUGAGUUUAAGCAAUGGAGAAGUUCAGAAAGUUUUGGAAGGAUUAACUGGUUAUGCUGAGCCUGGAACUUUCACUGCUUUAAUGGGACCUUCUGGUUCUGGAAAAUCUACUCUUCUUGAUGCUCUUUCUAGUCGUCUCGCUUCUAAUGCUUUCCUUUCUGGUACGAUUCUCCUCAAUGGACGCAAAACUAAGCUCUCCUUCGGCGCUGCGGCUUACGUGACUCAAGAUGAUAACCUAAUCGGCACAUUGACGGUGAGGGAGACGAUAGCCUAUUCAGCUAGGCUUCGUCUCCCGGACAAAAUGCCAUGGGAGGAAAAACGAGCUUUGAUAGAGAGCACCAUUAUCGAGAUGGGUCUUCAAGAUUGCGCCGAUACGGUCAUUGGGAACUGGCAUUUGCGUGGAAUCAGCGGCGGCGAGAAGCGGCGGGUUAGUAUUGCCAUUGAAAUUCUCAUGAGACCUCGAUUGCUCUUCCUCGAUGAACCCACUAGUGGACUCGACAGUGCUUCUGCGUUCUUUGUUACUCAAACGCUGAGAGCUUUAUCGAGAGAUGGAAGAACAGUGAUUGCCUCAAUUCACCAGCCGAGUAGUGAAGUUUUUGAGCUGUUUGAUCAACUUUACUUGCUUUCAGGAGGCAAAACUGUGUAUUUUGGUCAGGCUUCAGAGGCUUAUGAGUUCUUUGCUCAAGCUGGCUUUCCCUGCCCUGCUUUGAGGAACCCUUCUGACCAUUUUCUUAGAUGCAUCAAUUCAGACUUUGAUAAAGUGAAGGCCACUCUGAAAGGUUCUAUGAAAUUAAGGUUUGAAUCUAGUGAUGAUCCUUUGGAGAGAAUCACUACGGCUGAAGCUAUGCGAACUCUUAUCGACUUCUAUCGUUCAUCACAACACUGUUAUGCGGCACUAGAAAAAGUUGAAGAGAUGUCUAAAUUUAAAGGAACCGUGUUAGAUUUGGGAGGGAGUCAAGCUAGUUUCUUUAUGCAGGCGUUUACGUUGACAAAGCGUUCCUUUGUCAACAUGUCGAGGGACUUUGGUUAUUAUUGGCUCAGGCUUGUAAUUUAUGUUGUUGUAACAAUCUGCAUUGGAACCAUCUAUCUCAACGUUGGAACAGGCUAUAACUCCAUUCUGGCAAGAGGAUCUUGUGCAUCUUUCGUCUUUGGUUUCGUUACAUUUAUGUCGAUCGGAGGAUUCCCGUCAUUUGCCGAGGAUAUGAAGGUUUUCCAUAGGGAGAGAUUGAAUGGUCAUUAUGGUGUUGGUUCAUUUGUCAUCAGCAAUACAAUCUCAGCCAUGCCAUUCCUUAUAUUAAUCACCUUCCUUUCUGGAACUAUUUGUUACUUCAUGGUUCGCCUUCAUCCUGGCUUCGAGCAUUACUUGUUCUUUGUGCUGUGCCUUUAUGCUAGCGUCACUGUAGUUGAAAGCUUGAUGAUGGCCAUUGCCAGUGUUGUCCCCAACUUCCUCAUGGGCAUUAUCAUUGGUGCUGGAAUUCAGGGUAUUUUCAUGUUAGUUUCUGGAUACUUUAGGCUACCGAAUGACAUUCCGAAGCCAUUUUGGCGCUAUCCGAUGUCAUUUAUCAGCUUCCAUUUCUGGGCUUUGCAGGGUCAGUACCAAAAUGAUCUACUAGGCUUGUCAUUCGAUAAUCAGUCACCAAUUCUUCCAAAGUUACCGGGCGAGUAUAUCCUAAAAGUAGUGUUUCAAAUCGACUUGAACCGAUCGAAAUGGGUGGACCUCAGUGUUCUUUUUAGCAUGAUAGUAAUCUACCGUCUCAUCUUCAUCAUAAUGAUCAAGAUUAAUGAAGAUGUGACUCCCUGGAUCAGAGGAUACAUAGCAAGGAGAAGAAUGCAGCAGAAAAAUGGUAUCGUGAACACAACAGUUGCCCCAGAUGGUCUCACUCAGUCCCCUUCUUUAAGGAGUUAUGUUGCCAACCGUACGACGAGAACAAGUAGGAGGUAAAGCUGUGCUUCGUAACGGUAUCGAGUUCAUUUUCAUAUUAAUAUGACAAGAAUUUGCCUGUUUUAGUGCAGUUUCUUGCUACAUACAUAUAAAAGAAGUUUAAUGUUAGGAUUUGAAGUAAUUUAUAGUAAGACACUAUCGGUUUUUAUAUAAAGUGCUUUUUUACUGGAAGCCACCCCCAAUUUUCAUUGUGUUCAAGAUUCGACAAAUCCCAACGGAAUUGUUGUUAUAUGUAAUUAACAAAAUGGUCAUUUUCUUUAUAAGUA
Messenger RNA from Benincasa hispida (wax gourd), 2685 nucleotides. RefSeq names its product white-brown complex-like protein (gene ABCG11). NCBI's taxonomy places the organism in Eukaryota, Viridiplantae, Streptophyta, Magnoliopsida, Cucurbitales, Cucurbitaceae. Gene Ontology annotation, molecular function: ATP hydrolysis activity; ATP binding; ABC-type transporter activity. Gene Ontology annotation, cellular component: membrane. The record is from RefSeq and is a predicted model, not a curated record.